AUGUCGUCGAGCCUCAAGCGCAAGGCCAGCGGCUCCGGAGCCUCGUCGCCCGAGGUCAAGAAGCCAAAAGCCAACGGCAACAUUGCCUCCUUCUUUGGCGCCGCGCCCAAGCCAGGCCAGACCGCUGCAGGUACCAGCAGCCCAUCAGCAGCGACGACGACGACGACGACGAAAUUCGACAAGGACAAGUGGGUAGCCAGCCUCACGCCUGAGCAGAGGAGCCUGCUGAAGCUCGAGAUUGAUACGAUGCACGAGAGCUGGCUGGGCUUGCUCAAGGACGACAUUACGACAAAGGAGUUUCUCGACCUCAAGAAGUUUCUGGACAGAGAGACGGCAGCCGGAAAGAAGUGGUUUCCUCCCAAGGAAGACGUCUACUCAUGGUCUCGACACACGCCCUUCAACAACGUCAAGGUCGUCAUCGUCGGCCAGGAUCCCUACCACAACGUCAACCAGGCGCACGGCAUGGCCUUUUCCGUGCGGCCGCCGACGCCCGCGCCGCCCUCGCUGCGCAACAUGUACAUUGCGCUCGCCAAGGACUACCCGUCGUUCGAGAAGCCGGCCAAGAGCGCGGGCCUGCUGACGCCGUGGGCCGACCGCGGCGUGCUCAUGCUCAACACGUGCCUGACGGUGCGCGCGCACGAGGCCAACUCGCACUCGAACCGCGGCUGGGAGCGCCUCACGCAGCGCGUCAUCGACCUCGUCGCGCAGAAGCGCGCGCGCGGCGUCGUCUUCAUGGCCUGGGGCACGCCCGCGGGCAAGCGCGUGAUGAAGGUGGACAAGCAAAAGCACCUGGUGCUGCAGAGCGUGCACCCGAGCCCGCUGAGCGCGUCGCGCGGCUUCUUCGACUGCGGCCACUUCCGCAAGGCCAACGACUGGCUGACGGCGCGGUACGGCGCCGCCGAGGGCGAGAUUGACUGGGCUCUGGUCCCGGGCAACUCGACGCUGAGCGCGCCCAAGGCGGAAGAAGCCAAAGUGGAGGCCAAGACGGAAACGAGCAAGCCGGAGAAGAAGGCUGCGACGGGCAAGGAAAACGUCGAGGUGGAUGGGGAGAUUGGGUCGGAUGACGAGGCGGCGCUGGAGGAAGCCAUCAGGGCAGCGGAAGAAGAGACUACGAAGCCUUAG
Akanthomyces muscarius is the source of this 1122-nucleotide messenger RNA. RefSeq lists its product as uncharacterized. Gene Ontology annotation, cellular component: mitochondrion; nucleus. Gene Ontology annotation, biological process: base-excision repair; base-excision repair, AP site formation via deaminated base removal. The record is from RefSeq and is a predicted model, not a curated record. The transcript has 2 exons. Gene Ontology annotation, molecular function: uracil DNA N-glycosylase activity. NCBI's taxonomy places the organism in Eukaryota, Fungi, Ascomycota, Sordariomycetes, Hypocreales, Cordycipitaceae. Bases 1 to 1122 code for a protein of 373 amino acids.